Knipowitschia caucasica is the source of this 1170-nucleotide messenger RNA. The record is from the annotation of a GenBank genome assembly. NCBI's taxonomy places the organism in Eukaryota, Metazoa, Chordata, Actinopteri, Gobiiformes, Gobiidae.
AUGCCGCUGGAAAACCUGGAAGAGGAGGGUCUGCCCAAGAACCCGGACCUGCGGAUCGCUCAGCUCAAGUUCCUGCUCACGAUGGAGGGCCACAGGCAGGAUCCUAACGUCAGGACCGAGCUAAUGGAUGCUAUCAAAGCUAACAACAUGGCUCCUUAUUACGAGGCUCUUUGUAAGGACCUGAAGUGGCAGCUGGACACCGACCUGCUCAGCAAAAUGAAGAAGUCGAACGAAGAGGAGCUGAAGCGCCUCGAUGAUGUGCUGGAGGACGCUGAGAAAAACCUGGGAGAGAGCGAGAUACGAGACGCCAUGAUGGCCAGAGCAGAAUACCUCAUCAGAAUCGGGGACAAGGAGAGUGCCUUAACCGCGUUCAGAAAGACCUACGACAAGACUGUGGCUCUCGGACACAGACUGGACAUCGUCUUCUACCUGCUGAGGAUCGGCCUCUUCUACAUGGACAGCGACCUCAUCACACGCAACUCUGAGAAAGCCAAAAGCCUGAUCGAGGAGGGCGGGGACUGGGACCGGAGGAAUCGGCUGAAGGUUUACCAGGGGCUGUACUGCGUCGCCAUCAGAGACUUCAAACAAGCGGCCGAGCUCUUCCUGGACACGGUUUCCACGUUUACGUCGUACGAGCUCAUGGACUACAAGACCUUCGUCACGUACACCGUCUACGUUUGCAUGAUCGCACUCAAACGCCCAGACCUGAGAGAAAAGGUGAUUAAAGGGGCGGAGAUCCUGGAGGUGCUGCACAGUCUGCCUUCUGUUCGUCAGUAUCUGUUCUCUCUCUACGAGUGCCGCUACUCGGUCUUCUUUCAGUCCCUAGCGACGGUGGAACAGGAGAUGAAGAAGGACUGGUUGUUUGCGCCUCACUACCGCUACUACGUGCGGGAGAUGAGGAUCCAGGCGUACGGGCAGCUGCUGGAGUCGUACCGCUCCCUCACGCUGGGCUACAUGGCCGAGGCGUUCGGGGUCGGCACAGAGUUCAUAGAUCAGGAACUUAGUCGCUUCAUCGCUGCCGGGCGUCUUCACUGUAAAAUUGAUAAAGUGAAUGAGAUCGUGGAGACAAACAGACCCGACAGUAAAAACUGGCAGUACCAGGAGACCAUAAAGAAGGGAGACUUGUUGCUGAACCGAGUGCAGAAGUUGUCCAGGGUCAUCAACAUGUAG